AUGAACAACUUCAUGUCUAAAUCAGCGGCCAUCAAAAGUCGCGGGAUUAACCGAGAGCCAUGCUUCGGGCCCCUAACCGUCAGCGAACUGGAGGCUGGUGAGCAACUGAUCGUCAAGCAUCUACAGCGCAUCAGUUAUCCAAAGGAGCUCGCUCACUUAGAGGAACAAGGAACCCCUACAAAGCAGGGCCCCCUUCAACAUCUCAGUCCAAUAAUCGAAGAUGGACUCAUCCGCAUCGUGGGCAGGCUUAGCCUGUCCGACUUACCUCAGCAUCAACGGCGUCCAGCAAUAAUACCUCAAGAGCAUUUCUUCGGAAAAAUUAUACUAGAGCACAUUCAUCGACGAAAUCUCCACGCUGGCUUGGAGACAAUCAUUUCGGACUUCCAGCAACGCUAUUGGAUGCGGAACCUCCGAAAACUGGCCAAAACUGUCGUCAAUCGAUGUAUCUUGUGCGCACGAGCUAGGCCGCGCAAGCUUCAACAACAAAUGGGCCAGCUGCCAAGACCUAGGGUGAAUCCAUCCCCAGCAUUCACCCACACCGGAGUAGAUCUAUGCGGUCCGUUUCAGAUUCUGCCAAGCCCACGGGCCAAAACGAGGAUGACAGUGUACGUGUGCAUCUUCGUCUGUUUUUCAACAAAGGCAGUUCAUCUUGAAGUGGUGGAAGAUCAGUCCACAGGUGCAUUCAUUGCUGCUCUGAUGAGGUUUACUUCACUGCGUGGGAAGCCAGAAGUAAUCUAUUCAGACAAUGGACGGAACUUUGUUGGAGCAGGUAGGGAACUUGCAGAACUACGGAAAAUCUAUAACAAUGAGAUCUUUCAAGACGAAUUGGUCGGAAUAGCAGCCAACAAGGGGAUAAAUUUCUCCUUCAUACCGCCCCGAAGCCCAAACUUUGGAGGGCUUUGGGAAGCUAACAUCAAAGUUGCAAAACGGUUGUUCACGGCAGCAUCCCGCGGGGCAUGCUUCAACAUUUUGGAACUGCAGACUGUACUCUACCAGGUGGCGGCAAUUAUGAACUCUCGCCCCCUCACAGUGGUCUGGACGGAUGCUAGCAUCCCAGAACCACUGACUCCAGGCCACUUCCUCAUCGGAAGAUCAAUGACUGCUCUGCCAAUCCCAGGCAAAUUUAUCGAAAACGGGAGCAUAUCGGUACGCUGGAAGCGUAUUCAACAUCAAACUCUGCAAUUUUGGCGGAGGUGGCAGGAUGAAUACCUGCAACAUCUGCGCUGCAUGGCCAAAUGGACCAAGAAGCAGCCCAACCUAGCAGUUGGGCAAGUUGUCCUCAUUGGAGAUGACCACAAUCCUGUAGCAAAAUGGCCUAUGGGUAUCGUAACCAGUACGCAUCCAGGUGCUGACGGCGUCGUGCGAGUUGCCACAGUUCGCGUCGGACCUAAUCCUUACAAACGCAACGUUCGACUGUUAGCCCCGUUGCCCAUCGACUUACCAGCAGUUGACAAUAACGCAGAACUAUCUCCAAUCAACAAAGUAGCUGAACAUGAAGAGGACCCCCCACCUCGAGCAAUUUGGGACGAUCGCUUGCGUCCUCGUCCCAAAGGGGGGAGAAAAUGGAUGUGA
Aedes albopictus (Asian tiger mosquito) is the source of this 1572-nucleotide messenger RNA. RefSeq lists its product as uncharacterized. Lineage: Eukaryota; Metazoa; Arthropoda; Insecta; Diptera; Culicidae. Bases 1 to 1572 code for a protein of 523 amino acids. Gene Ontology annotation, molecular function: nucleic acid binding. The record is from RefSeq and is a predicted model, not a curated record. Gene Ontology annotation, biological process: DNA integration. The transcript has a single exon.